Molecule: messenger RNA, 708 nt
Organism: Colletotrichum aenigma
Lineage: Eukaryota; Fungi; Ascomycota; Sordariomycetes; Glomerellales; Glomerellaceae
Product: 37S ribosomal protein S8
Exons: 2
Coding region: 1-708 (235 amino acids)
Biological process (GO): translation
Cellular component (GO): ribosome
Molecular function (GO): structural constituent of ribosome
Source: RefSeq, a predicted model, not a curated record
AUGACACGCGGCGGCCGGGGUGAAAGUGAGAAGAAGCACUCCCAGUCGGCCGCGGUCCCCACGGUCCUCGAAGUGGAGCUUUCUAGACCGUUGGGCACGGACCAUCGUCCGUCAACCAGAAUCCUUAGUCAUCAACCGCACCCUUCCGCACCCUCUCACCCCUCGACGCAACCUCCCCACGAUACCCGAGCCCCGGUGCUCACCCAAUCAUCCCUCAAGAUGGGUUUCACAAACAUGAUCAACGCGUGCUCGCACCUUCAGAAUGCCUCCCGCGCCCGCCUCGGCAUGACCUCCAUCGUAAACACCAAGCACAACCUCAACCUCGCCCUCGCCCUGCAGCGCGCAGGCUUCCUCUCCUCCCUCUACCGCGGUGGCCCCGCGCCCCCGACCCCGGAGCAAAUGUCCGAGCCCCCGGAACCCAUCACCACCGCCAACGUGGCCUCCCGCCGCCUCUGGGUCGGCCUCAAGUACUGGAACAACGAGCCCGUCCUCAAGGGUAUCAGCAUGGUCACUAAGCCGAAGCGACCCGUCAACAUCUCCAUCAAGGACCUCGAGCUCGUCGUCAGAGGGUUCCAAAGCAAGGACGGCCUGAUCAAGGGCAUGACGUUGGGCGAGUGCAUGUUCAUCUCCACCGACAGGGGCGUUUUGGAGGCGAGGGAGGCUUUGGCUAGGAAAGUGGGAGGAAUGGUCCUGUGUCGUGCAAGGUAA